This is a messenger RNA of Nerophis ophidion (straightnose pipefish), 1099 nucleotides long. It is a transcript of the gene eif4ebp3l, whose product is annotated as eukaryotic translation initiation factor 4E binding protein 3, like. NCBI's taxonomy places the organism in Eukaryota, Metazoa, Chordata, Actinopteri, Syngnathiformes, Syngnathidae. Gene Ontology annotation, molecular function: eukaryotic initiation factor 4E binding. Gene Ontology annotation, biological process: negative regulation of translational initiation. The record is from RefSeq and is a predicted model, not a curated record. Gene Ontology annotation, cellular component: cytoplasm. The transcript is spliced from 3 exons. Bases 243 to 572 code for a protein of 109 amino acids.
UGCCAAAUAAAGCCAAGCAGAAAAACAUCAGGAGCGCGGUGCUGCAGACACAGCACAUGUGGUCCUCCUGCCUGCGGACACCACCCGAGAAACAACCCCCGAGCUCGGUUAACACUAAAGAAAAGCUGUCACGGAUAGCUUGCCAUAAACGAAACGUCUUGUGAAGGCUGUCCGAGAGCUUUAAACUGCAUUGAGGCAUUUUGAACAACAAUUGUGUUGACUCCAUCAAGCCAGAAGCUAGCAUGUCGACAAAUGAAGUUAAAAGCUGCCCCAUCCCCACUCGGGUGCUCACCCUGAAGGACUGGUCCCAGCUCCCCGACUGCUACAGCCAGACUCCCGGUGGCACUUUGUUCUCCACUACGCCCGGAGGUACCCGCAUCAUCUAUGACAGGAAGUUUUUGUUGGAUUGCAGAAACUCUCCUCUCUCUCGCACCCCACCAUGUCUCCCCCAGAUCCCGGGGGUAACGUGCCCUGCAACUCACACUGUGAGCAAGCUGCAGGAUGUCAAAGAGGAGGUGGAAGAGGAAGAGAAGGACAUUGCAGAUGACAACCAGUUUGAGAUGGACAUCUGAGCUCCAGUUUUACCUCCUGUGGAGAGCUAUCACUCAAAACACCUCCAUGGUCAGUACUGACCGUAAAGCAUUGCAAUAAAGUUUUAUUUUAUUUUUUAUUUUAUUUUUUAAACAAAGGCUGUGGAACCAAAAAUAAUCUUAGAAAAGUAGGGUGUUUUUGACCCUAAGAAGGGUGUUUUGCUAGACAUGGUACCAAAUGGGUUAAUUGCUCACUUGAGCUUUAGCAGGAUUUGAAAAUAAAAAUCAACUUUGAUUUAACUUUUUAUAUCUUUUGUAUAUAUUACAAUGUACUAUGUAGCUUAUUUUUAAGUUGGCAAAUAAAGAUGAUUACAUUGCUAGAUGUAAAGUCAUCUUUUUCACUGCAGGGUUGUUUUUUAUUUUUAUUUUUUACCCUUUGCUUAAAAGGCACUGCAAUUACCACCAAAGUGUCUCGUUUUUUGGGGCAGACUAAAACUGCUCAGGCUGUUUUUUUAAUGGAGAAAGGGAUUAAAUGUGAAUAAUUGAAAAUAAAGGCUGUUCAAAAUGUG